CUACGCGGCGCGGGCCGGUUUCUACAGCGCGUGGCGCCCCCGCGCGGCAGCCGGACUUCAAUGCCCACGGCCUGGCCGGAGUGUCUGCCAUGGAGUCGCAGAAAGAGGCGCGAACACUCCAGAAGCCCGUCGCGCGGCCUCCUGGGGCCUCAAGGUCUCAGACGCCGAACGACAAGGAGCGGCGGGAGGGCGGCGCAGUGCCGGCGGCGGCUGCCUUGGGCGCAGAGGCGGACGACGACAGUGCGGACGGGCUGUGGGAGCUGCCGGUGGAGCCGGCCGAGCGGAGGCCCGAGUGCACCCGCUGCAGCCGGCCUCAGAAAGUGUGUUUGUGUCCGUUUCUCCCAGCACACCCUCUUCAUAUCUCUACCCACUUGUACAUAAUUCAGCAUCCAGCAGAGGAAAACAAAGUGUUGCGUACAGUUCCUCUACUAGCAGCAUGCCUGCCCCAGGACAAGUGUAAAGUAAAGAUUGGUCGUCGCUUCAGUGAAGAAAGAGAUCCUGAACUUUCAACUGUUUGCCGGAAGUCUGGUACAUUAAUAUUAUAUCCAGGGGCUGAAGCUGCUAAUUUGGAAGAAUUUAUAUUAGAUUCUCCUGUUUAUCCUUCUACAAUCAUCAUCAUUGAUGGUACAUGGAGCCAGGCUAAGGAUAUUUUCUAUAAGAACUCCUUGUUCCGACAUCCCAAACAGGUGCAAUUAAAAACUAGCAUUUCUAGUCAGUAUGUAAUUCGGAUGCAGCCGACUAAUAGAUGCCUUUCUACACUGGAGUGUGCAGCUGUUGCUCUUUCCAUCUUGGAGAAAAAUAAUUACAUACAAGAGACUUUGCUUCGCCCUCUUCAAGCUUUAUGCUCUUUUCAACUUCAGCAUGGUGCCCAAAUUCGCCUCAGCAAGGAACACCUUCUGAAAAAUGGAUUAUAUCCUAAACCAAUGCCAAAGAACAAACGCAAACUCAGGAAAAUGGAAUUGUUAAUGAAUAGUGUUAAAAUUUAGUACAGUUAUUCUUUUGGUGCUAGCUUAACUGUCUUCAUCUAACAAUACCAAAUUAAGUUUUCAUAUAGUUUAGGUCUGUAGGUUUUUGACUUGCUAAAGAAGAAUGAGAAUUGCAUACUAAUCUUACCCAGAAGAAGGAAGUAAACCAAAUAUUCAUAAAAACAAAUAAACAGAAAUUCACUGGCUCACUGAAAAGCAGGAUUUCAUACUGUACUUGUUUUUAAAAUGUGCCUCUAAUACAUGUUUUCAAACCCAAAUUUAAAAUAUGAUUUGUUGUUGAGAUGGGUUAGAAGUUCUUACUUGUAAAAUAGAAGGAAAUUGUUGUAGUGGAUUGGAACGGUGUUGUUUCCAUUAAUGUUUAUAAAUAAUUAGGUGUAGACCAAUAAUAUAAGAUUCCUACAUCAGUUUGUAGUCCUGACUUUAUAGUUUGAAAUAAGUAGCAAAAGAAAAUUAUGAUAAUCAAGUAAUUUAUUAUUUUGUAAAAUAAUAUAAAGGAAUAAGGAAAUUUUAAGUAUGGUUUAGGGGCUAAAUUUGAACUCAGCUAAUAUGAUUUAAGUGCACUAUUAAUUGCCCUGAUUUUUAAAGAGGUGCAUGUAAUUUUGAAAUAGCACACACUUUCAUUUGUAAUCACUCUGGAUAAAUUUGUAUUUUUCAGUGUUCAUUGAACAGGCUUAUUGACUCUGGUAAACUUACUUUAUUGAUGUUUUCAUAUGGAAAAUAGUUAGUGGAAUGUGAUACAAUUGUUAUUUUCGGAACAUAUUUCUUUAGGGCUAUUUAAGAUAACAUUUUUAAUGGGCAAAAACUUUCCGUUUGAGAGAAAAAAUUCUUCCUACUCUGUGGGAAAAUAUUUGCUGAGAUUUUGUAUAGAAUAAGAUACAUGUAUGUAACAUAUAUGUAUAUUCAGCACAAGUCUACUGCAAUUAUGUACACAUUUUGGCAAGAAGAGGGGAUUUUGUUUAGUCUUUGUUCAUGACUUCUAGAGUUUCCUGUAUCUAGUGUUAAGUUGUAAGGAAAAACUAAACAUGCAAUUUAAAGGUAAACUUGAUAACUAUUUAUGGAGCAUAGACCAAUGAUUAUUUCUCACAGUUUUCAUGCUCAUUUGUUUAUUAUUUACUUGGAUUAGACUCAUUAAAAGCUAUAAUGCUGGUCACAAUUAGAAUGCUAAUAUUUGGGGAAACUAUGCAGAAAAUAUUUUAAAAUAUUAAAAGUUAGAGUGCUAGCUUCUAUUGUUGAUUUAUUUUUGGAUUUAAAAACAAAUUAGGGCUGGGCCCAUUAGCUCACACCUGUAAUCCCAGCACUUUGGGAGGCUGAGAUGUGAGAAUUGCUUGAGCCCAGGAGUUUGAGACCAGCCUGGGCAAUGUGGAGAGACCCCAUCUCCAUACAAAAUUUUAAAAAAAUAAUUAGCUAGAUGUGGUGGUGUGCACCUGUAGUCCUAGCUACUUGGGAGGCUAAGGUGGGAGGAUCACUGGAGCCCAGGACAUCAAGGUUGCAAGGAGCUAUGUUCAUUCCACUGCACUCCAGCCUGGGCUACAGAGUGAGACCUGUCUAAAAUAAAUAAAUAGGUAAACAAACUAUCUCAUUUACAAUGUAAAGCACCUAAUAUCAAAUGAUUAUUUGGUGUACUAGAAAAGAAACAGCAUAUAAUAAUGUAUAAUAGUUUCUUAACAAGUGGGGCUAAAAUCAUUUUAUAGUAAUUUUUCACGUUGAUAUUAAACUUCAUGAGUUUCUUUUAAUCAUCAUCAUUAUUGUUAUUAUUAUUAUUAUUAUGUGAGAUGGAAUCUCGCUCUGUAGCCCAGGCUGGAGUGCAGUGGCACAAUCUCGGCUCACUGCAAGCUCUGCCUCCUGGGUUCACGCCAUUCACCUGCCUCAGCCUCGCGAGUAGCUGGGACUACAGGUGCCCACCACCACACCCGGCUAAUUUUUUGUAUGUUUAGUAGAGACGGGAUUUCACCGUAUUAGCCAGGAUGAUCUCCAUCUCCUGAACUUGUGAUCCGCCUGCCUUGGCCUCCCAAAGUGCUGGGACCGCGCCCAGCCGUCAUUUUUAUUUUUUAAAAAGAAAACUGCCCCUACCCCCUAGUAUACCAUUUUGUAUCUCAAAAUUUUACUUUAUUGAUUUUUAAGAGUAAUUUCUACUUUUAUCUUUUAAAUAAAACAUUUUAGAGUAUUUUUGAAGACUUGAAAAGCUUAAAAUUUAGUGUUUUUGGAAAUGUAUAAAAUUUUCUUGAAGUAUGUAUAGUUUUCCAAAUUACUUUACUGACCUGUUAACUCACUUUACUUGUUUUUUACUUAUUUUUUCCUGACCUCUUAACAAGGCGAGUCCAUUUAAUCAUCUGUGGUAUAAAAUGCUUCUCUGGUCACCUGUUCUCAUUAAACAGUUGUAAGUAAGUUUUAAAAGCCACUAUUUUAAUUACUAAAAGUUCUCAAGUGUGUAGUAUUAUGUGAAUAUUUUAACUGAAAAAUUAAUCAGGCUUUUAAAAAUUAUUUUUUAUUGUAUUAGUUGGCUUUUAAAUUCAGAUUCUUUAUAUUUGCUUGAUUUUCCUGGAAGUUCCAAGUUUUAUGAAUUUGUAGCUGAUAGUAGGCUUUACUUGUGUAUCCCAUCUGCACUUUGAUGUCGUGUAGAUGGUUUUGUGAGUUAUUUGAACCAUGUAACUCAGAGAAUAGUAUUUCCUUAUACAUAAAGUGAUCUCACUUUUAGUCAGCUCGUUUAUAGUAUGUUAAAAAUCAAUGUGUGUAAUGAGAGGUAUUGAGAGUUUCUCGCACACAUGAGUAUAAAAGGUUGAGAACUAGAUUAUACGAAGUAGUAAGUCACAGUGCAUGGCAACUUUCUACAGGUUGGAUUACAAGACUUCUUAUGUGGAAUAGGAGAAUUAUAUUGGGAAAAAAUUAUUUUCUCUAACUUUAAGACUCCAGAGACAGUUUUCUUAGUCAUGACCAGUAAUAUUUUUCAAAUAUUUCGGAAGGAAUAAGCUCCUCACUAUACCACCAGUUAGUGAUUUAUUUAUUUAUGUAUUUUAGAGACAGGGCCUCCUUCUGUCACCCAGUUUGGAGUGCAGUGGUGUAAUCAUAGCUUACUGUAGCCUCAGACUCCUGGGCUCAAGUGUUCCUCCCACCUCAGCCUCCCAAGUAGCUAGAACCUCAGCCCCAUGCCACCACACUCAGCUAAUUUUAAAUUUUACUAAUUCCAUUUAAUUUUUGUGAAGAUGGCGGUCUCGCUGUGUUGUUUAGGCUGGUCCUGAACUCCUGGCCUCAAGCGAUUCUUCUACCUUGGCCUCUCAGUAAAUUAUGUAGAAGAGCACUUCUGUAUAAUUUACUCAGUUUCUUCAUCACCUUUUUCCAACUGUUGUCCAAAAUAGGUUUAAAAAUGUGAUCAUGUUAUUAGAAAAUCCUUUCCAUUGAAUUUCAGGGAUGCUGAAUUUCAGGGAGCUAAAUUGUUGACCCCUGUAUGUAGUUGUUACUGGUUCAGAAGUAAAUUUUAUUGAUGCUGCAAGUAAAAAAUUAGAUCUGACUUAGUAAACUCAAAAGUUUUACAAAACUGUAUUUUACUAUGUAGAUGUAUUUCUUCAAAAUAGGUGUGGAUGGAUAUUUUAAUGAAUAAAUAAUAUUGCAUUAUAGAUGGAAUGAAACUUUGCAUUUAAUUUGCCCCAUAAGUAGGCUUUUUGUAGAAUGAAUUACUAUCUCUUAAAUUGUCCAAUCUAAAUUUUUAUUAGCUACAUUAACUUAAAGCAUAUUCUGUUUCUUUUCUCUUCACACUUUUUUCCUCUUCCCCAGGGUCGUCUUCUCCCUCUUUCAUCACCUACGUUGUCCCCCUUCCUUUUAUACUAUUCUUAUCGUAUGUACUAGCUGUUGUUAUUUAUACAAAUACUCAUACAUCCUUGCAUAGCAUGUUUUUAGACAAAAGAUACUGUAGUGGUCUUAACAGUUUACAAUUUUAUAUUUAAAAAUUAUUCAGGAAAUCUGGAAAUCCCUGACUUUUUACACCAUGCUGAUCACUUGACUCCUGUCUUAGUCCAUUCUGGCUGCUAUCUCAGAAUACCAGAGACUGGGUAGCUUAUGAAAAACAGAAAUUUAUUUCUUCUAAGUCUGGAGGCUGGGGAAAUACAAUAUCAAGGUGCCAGCAGGUUUGGUGUCUGGUGAGGGGCCCACUCACUGCUUCAUAGAUGGUGCAUUCAUUCUAGCUGUGUCUUCACCUAGUGGAAGGGUCGAGCUAGCUCUCUGGGACCCUUAUUGCCUAAUCAUCCCCCAAAGGUUCCACUUCCUAAUACUAUACCUUGGGAAUUAAGGUUUCAACAUGUGAGUUUUGUGGGGACACAAACAUUCAGACCAUAGCAACUCCUGUACUCUACUAAAAUGCAUGUUAGAGAAAUCGGUAAUUGUCUUUCAGUUUUUAAGAAUUAUUCACUUGAGCCGAGCGUGGUGGCUCACAUCUGUAAUUCCAGCACUUUGGGAGGCCGAGGCGGGUGGAUCACGAGGUCAGGAGUUCAAGACCAGCCUGGCCAAGAUGGUGAACCCUCGUCUCUACUAAAAAUACAAAAAUGAGCCAGGUGUAGGGGCAGGCACCUGUAAUCCCAGCUACUCAGGAGGCUGAGGCAGAGAAUUGCUUGAACCUGGGAGGCAGAGGUUUCAGUGAGCUGAGAUGUACCACUGCACUCUAGCCUGGGCGACAGAGUGAGACAAUGUCUCAAAAAAAAUAAAAUUAAAAAAAAUAAGAUUCACUUGAACUAAGAACGUAAGAAUCAUUUUUAAAAGAAAAUUUUUUAAUGUAAGGUUUUUUUAAAAAAAAUUAUUUGAAUAAGAAAUUAUACUAUAUGACUUACUGUUAUUGUUCUUAGAAGUAUAUUAAAGAAUUAAAACAUUUUUAAAAAGUG
Molecule: messenger RNA, 5851 nt
Organism: Nomascus leucogenys (northern white-cheeked gibbon)
Lineage: Eukaryota; Metazoa; Chordata; Mammalia; Primates; Hylobatidae
Gene: DTWD2
Product: DTW motif tRNA-uridine aminocarboxypropyltransferase 2
Source: RefSeq, a predicted model, not a curated record